Messenger RNA from Setaria italica (foxtail millet), 859 nucleotides. Its product is annotated as LIM domain-containing protein PLIM2c. The record is from RefSeq and is a predicted model, not a curated record. The transcript is spliced from 4 exons. Gene Ontology annotation, biological process: actin filament bundle assembly. NCBI's taxonomy places the organism in Eukaryota, Viridiplantae, Streptophyta, Magnoliopsida, Poales, Poaceae. Gene Ontology annotation, cellular component: actin cytoskeleton; plasma membrane. The coding region runs from base 33 to 752 and encodes 239 amino acids. Gene Ontology annotation, molecular function: actin filament binding.
GGCGAGUGCGUGCAGCCACAGGCGUCGGCACCAUGUCUUUCACCGGCACGCAGGACAAGUGCACGGCGUGCGACAAGACCGUCCAUUUCAUCGACCUCCUCACCGCCGACGGCGUCCCCUACCACAAGACAUGCUUCAAGUGCAGCCACUGCAAAGGGAUCCUCUCGAUGUGCAGUUACUCUUCCAUGGACGGUGUGCUGUACUGCAAGACCCAUUUCGAGCAGCUCUUCAAGGAGACUGGGAGCUUCUCCAAGAAGUUCACGCCAGGUACAAUAAUACGAUACGACGAUCUGGUCUCUAGUGUUGCCACACCAACUCUCUUUGUUUGUUGUGCCACAAAACCCGUCCUGAAAAUUUUGUUCUGUAAUUCAGGUGGCAAAUCUGCAGACAAGGGUGAACUGGCGAGGGCCCCAAGCAAGCUAUCAUCUGCAUUUUCUGGUACCCAGGACAAGUGCGCAGCAUGCCAGAAAACAGUGUACCCGCUGGAGAAGUUAACUUUGGAGGGCGAGUCCUACCACAAGAGCUGCUUCAAGUGCUCUCACGGGGGUUGCAUCCUGACCACCUCCUCCUACGCCGCGCUCAACGGCGUCUUGUACUGCAAGAUCCACUUCGGCCAGCUGUUCAUGGAGAAGGGGAGCUACAACCACAUGAAGAAGAAGAGCACGUCCCAGGAUACCAUGCCAGACGUGGCUGCCGAGGAGCAACCGCCGGAACCGGCGCCACCGCAAGAAGAGAAGGGAGAGGACAACUAGGAGCGAACGAUGAUCCGUAUAUAUCACGCAGACUGGAGUCUGCGUCUGUCAAAUCUUUUUUACGACGCUUCUUUAUUCCCUCCCCCUUUUUCUUACCCUCUGUGUGA